GGAGAUGAAAGGAGAAGGGAAAGGAUAGCUGGCCUGAAUUUCCUGCUCCUGGCAGCACGGGAUUCAGAGGAUGAUCCCAGGAACCAGAUCCCAAAGAUUCUCACAGCUCUAGCUGCAAACACAAGCCCGUGCCAGAAACCCAAGUUGUGCUCUCCAGCCAGAGGCAGCAGACAUUCACUCAGCCGCAGUCCUACCAAUUGCUGAGACUGCCAGGCAGGGCCAUCUGUUCUGCGGCCCUUCCCCGGAGGAACGGCACAAUGACCACAGUAUUUCUCUUCCAGCUUCGCGUCACAACAUGGAAGCUGUUGCCAAGUUUGAUUUCAUGGCCUCCGGUGAGGACGAACUGAGCUUUCACACUGGAGACAUCCUAAAGAUCUUAAGUAACCAAGAGGAGUGGUUCAAGGCGGAGCUUGGGAGCCAGGAAGGAUACGUGCCCAAAAAUUUUAUAGACAUCCAGUUUCCUGAGUGGUUUCACGAAGGCCUCUCCAGACACCAGGCAGAGAACUUACUUAUGGGCAAGGAGGUUGGUUUCUUCAUCAUCCGGGCCAGCCAGAGCUCCCCAGGGGACUUCUCCAUCUCCGUCAGACACGAGGAUGAUGUUCAGCACUUCAAGGUCAUGCGAGACAACAAGGGUAAUUACUUCCUGUGGACUGAGAAGUUCCCAUCGCUAAAUAAACUGGUGGACUACUACAGGACAAAUUCCAUCUCCAAACAGAAGCAGAUCUUCCUGAGGGACAGAAUCCGUGAAGAUAAGGGUCACCGGGGCAACAGUUUGGACAGGAGGUCUCAGGGAGGCCCACAUCUCGGCGGAGAAGUGGGGGAAGAAGUUCGGCCUUCUAUGAACCGGAAGCUGUCAGACCAUCCACCUCCGCCUCCCUCCCAGAGCCACCAGCACCAGCAGCUGCCCCAGCACUUCACCCCGGGGCCACAGCCACUCCCCCAGCAGCGCUACCUGCAACACCAGCAUUUUAACCAGGACCGCCGUGGAUGCAGCCUGGACAUAAACGACGGGCACUGUGGCAUGGGUAUGAGCAGCGAGAUGAGCGCAGCUCUCAUGCACCGGAGACACACAGACCCAGUCCAGCUCCAAGUGGCAGGGCGCGUGCGGUGGGCCCGAGCUCUGUACGACUUUGAAGCCCUGGAGGACGACGAGCUGGGAUUCCGCACUGGAGAGGUGGUCGAGGUCCUAGACAGCUCCAACCCCUGCUGGUGGACCGGCUUCCUGAACAACAAACUGGGCCUCUUUCCGGCCAACUACGUGGCACCCAUGAUGAGAUGAACCAUUUGGGGACGGGGGCUUUUGUCCCGUCAGAGAGGGAGCAAAGAACAAGAGCUGGACUACAUAACUACGUAUCCAUGAGAGAGCACAUGGGUGUGCGUGUGUAUGUGUGCCGUGUCUGAACAGCAUCUAUAAGUAUGCCUAUGUAUGUACACAGUUUACAAUAGUAUUUAUUGGCAGUGAAGUUGGUUAAUGAAUUGAUCUGAAAGGGA
Cavia porcellus (domestic guinea pig) is the source of this 1491-nucleotide messenger RNA. RefSeq names its product GRB2 related adaptor protein 2 (gene Grap2). NCBI's taxonomy places the organism in Eukaryota, Metazoa, Chordata, Mammalia, Rodentia, Caviidae. Gene Ontology annotation, cellular component: cytoplasm; nucleoplasm; plasma membrane. Gene Ontology annotation, biological process: regulation of MAPK cascade; signal transduction. Bases 296 to 1279 code for a protein of 327 amino acids. Gene Ontology annotation, molecular function: phosphotyrosine residue binding. The transcript is spliced from 7 exons. The record is from RefSeq and is a predicted model, not a curated record.